Molecule: messenger RNA, 607 nt
Organism: Fimicolochytrium jonesii
Lineage: Eukaryota; Fungi; Chytridiomycota; Chytridiomycetes; Spizellomycetales; Powellomycetaceae
Exons: 2
Coding region: 204-572 (122 amino acids)
Biological process (GO): translation
Cellular component (GO): mitochondrial large ribosomal subunit
Molecular function (GO): structural constituent of ribosome
Source: RefSeq, a predicted model, not a curated record
UUUUCGCACUUUUUUGUUGCAGAUCUUUGCUGGCUUUGCCAUUCCCGUUAGAACGCACACCCGCACAGCACAUACACACCUACCGGGACGGGACACUCACAGGGAGCCAAAACCGCCAGUGACUUCCACAUUGCUUCAAGAUCUCUCAGUCCGCCGUCGCUAAGCAAAUUCUCACUCAAUCCCCAUUCGCCAACCCAACCACCAUGCCGCUCACCCGCCACAUCCCCCGCUCCACCCGGCCCCUCACCCGCCUCCACUCCACCACCACCGCAGCAGCAGCCCUACCCCUCCCAACGACACUGACGUCCCACUUCGCCGCAUUAACAGCCCCGGCACAAACGGUAUCAACAUCACCAACCCUCACCUCCCUCACCGGCGCCGCCCUCGGCUGGCUGUCCGGGAUGCUGUGGGCUGUGCCGAAGAAGAAGACGACCCAUCGGAAGAAGCGGAUGAGGAUGGCGACAAAGUGGCUCAAACCGCUCCGCAACAUCUCGUCGUGCCCGUUCUGUGGACAGCCGACGUUGAUACAUCAUUUGUGUAGGACGUGCACUAAGGAGGUUUUGAAGGAGUGAAUUUCGUAGGUGGUAGAGGGGAGAGGGGGGUGGGG